Thalassophryne amazonica is the source of this 1395-nucleotide messenger RNA. Its product is annotated as potassium voltage-gated channel subfamily C member 3-like. The record is from RefSeq and is a predicted model, not a curated record. NCBI's taxonomy places the organism in Eukaryota, Metazoa, Chordata, Actinopteri, Batrachoidiformes, Batrachoididae. Gene Ontology annotation, biological process: potassium ion transmembrane transport. Gene Ontology annotation, molecular function: delayed rectifier potassium channel activity. Gene Ontology annotation, cellular component: voltage-gated potassium channel complex; neuronal cell body membrane; axon.
AUGACGGGAUAUGUGGCAUUCGGCUCACUCUUCUUCAUCCUCCUGUCCAUCUCCACCUUCUGCCUAGAGACCCACGAAGUCUUCAACACCAUCUACAACAAGACGGAGAACGUCACUGUUGGCAAUGUGACACACGAAGAGGUUGUGUACGAGGUGGUCACAGAUGAUUGGCUGACAUAUGUGGAGGGCGUCUGUGUCAUCUGGUUCACCAUCGAGGUGAUGCUACGCGUCAUCUUCUGCCCUGACAAGGCAGAGUUUUUCCGUAGUGCCCUCAACAUCAUAGACUUUUGGGCCAUUGUCCCCUUUUACCUGGAGGUGGCGCUGAGUGGCCUCUCUUCCAAAACAGCCAAAGACGUGCUCAGCUUCCUGCGUGUGGUGCGAUUUGUCCGUAUCCUGCGUAUAUUCAAGCUGACCCGCCACUUUGUUGGUCUGCGGGUUCUGGGCCACACUCUGCGGGCGAGUACCAAUGAGUUUCUUCUGCUCAUCAUCUUCCUGGCGCUGGGCGUCCUCAUCUUCGCUACCAUGAUCUACUAUGCCGAACGCAUUGGUGCUUCUCCAGAUGAUCCAACAGCUUCUGCCCACACCAACUUUAAAAACAUCCCCAUUGGCUUUUGGUGGGCUGUGGUGACAAUGACAACAUUGGGCUAUGGUGAUAUGUAUCCUGUGACGUGGUCAGGAAUGCUGGUGGGGGCCCUGUGUGCCUUGGCUGGUGUGCUAACCAUUGCCAUGCCGGUACCCGUCAUUGUCAACAACUUUGGCAUGUACUACUCCCUUGCCAUGGCCAAGCAGAAGCUUCCCAAAAAAAGAAACAAGCACAUUCCACGAGCACCACAACCAGGAAGCCCCAACUACUGCAAACCAGAUGCCCUUGCUAUGGCAACUGCCUCACCACAUCACCUGAUGGGCAACGUACUUGGGCCUGGAAUGGUGGGCUCCGGGAGCAUGAUGGGUACUGGAGACUGUCCACUCGCACAGGAGGAGAUCAUUGAGAUCAACAGAGCAGACUCCAAACAGAACGGCGACGCCGCUGCCAGCGCAGCCGCCCUGGCCAACGAGGACUGUCCCACCAUCGACCAGGUCCUCGGAGACGAGCGUAGUCCAGCCACAGGAGGUCUCGGCUCCACCACCAGCCGCGAACGUUACCCACAUGACCGGGCCUGCUUCCUCCUGAGCGCCGGGGAGUUCCAGCGCACAACAGACGGAAACGUCCGGAAAGCUACAGGCUACGAGAAGUCACGCAGCCUGAAUAACAUCUCUGGGAUGACGGGCGCCCCGCUGCGUCUCACCCCCAUCACCAAUCCCACCUUCGAGCCCUUUGAACCUCCGGGUCUCAGGCGAUGCCACUCCCCCAUCCCAUCCAUCUUGUAGCAUAGCGACCACUCGCCAAAAAAAAAA